Molecule: messenger RNA, 1279 nt
Organism: Anopheles stephensi (Asian malaria mosquito)
Lineage: Eukaryota; Metazoa; Arthropoda; Insecta; Diptera; Culicidae
Exons: 4
Coding region: 630-1265 (211 amino acids)
Source: RefSeq, a predicted model, not a curated record
AUCAAUUUUGUUGGUGGAGCCGCUGCCAUCUUGCCCAGAGACUUGAGUGUACCACCACACUAGGCAGUGUUAAGGUUCCACCUGAAAUCUCGAUAUCUCGGUGCGAGUGAGUGGGCGAAGUAGGUAACACACAUAUCGAUGAUGGGAGGUCAUCGUUCACACAAUUGGCGCACAGUUUUCGAAGCACCCGUGUGUGAUAAGAUAAUCAAGAGAAAACACACGAUACCAUUUCUUGGCGCUUCAAUGCUGUUUUCCUUCUUCCCCCUUCUUCGCACUUGUUAUCGGAUGCAGCUAUGUACGAGCGCGCGUGUGUGUGUGUGUGUGUGUGUGCAUGUAAAGUUCUUUCGUUAUUGAACGAUACUGAUAAGCUUUCUUUUCGUGGCGAAAGGGCAAUAGUUUUCUUGGGGGACCAGUUGCAAUUGUGAUACUCCACCUUCCGGUCAUCUUGAUCGUCUGCCACAUCGUCGCGCUGUGAUGCAUUCAUUGCAGCAAGGCUAAUCUUGAACGACGAUAAACGUUGCGACGCUGCAAUAAAUAAUCCCACCGUCAACGGCCACCUCUAGUGGUAAUCUUGCCCGUUGGUCAGAUCCGAAGGAUAUCCCAAACCCAAUACAGCUCAGCAACAUCAAAUGUCGAUCAGUUUCGGUUCGGAAAUGAAAGCAAUUUAUGUGCUGUCGCUUGGUUUGAUUUAUUUCUGCAACCCCGUUACCAGCCUCGAGGAACCAAACACAACGCUAGCGCCGGUGGAAAAUUACAAAAUCAAUCCGUACUGCUUCCGGUUUACGUGGAUGGGCCCGAAAUACAACAAGGACACGCCGUACAAAAACCUCAGCUGCGACAACAUCCUGAAGAAGGCGAAAGGCAUACCGUGCUUUCACCCGCUGGUCAUCACGAACAACACGAACGUACCGGACACUAACUACAUGUGGGAAGAGUACAAGGAUAAACCGUCCCAAAUUGCCUGCCGGCUGGUACGUGGCGAGGUGUGCGCCCGGUACUCGUACCGCUACAAUGGUGCCAUCGAAAACAUAACGUACAUGUGCGCCAAGCUGAACGUGGACAAUGAAUCGUCCACCUCGUCCAGCUGCUUCAAGGAGGACCGGCUCGGGCGGGAGAUUGAGGUGUGCGUAUGCGAAUCGGCCGCCGGCCGCACGCCCUGCAAUCGAUCGGCGAUCGUACUGGCGGAUGGGGCUCCGGUUGCGCCGAUGAUGCUGGCGCUGGCCAUGAUUCAGUUGUUGCUAAUAAAGUGUUUACAGAUGCGGUAGUUGUGGGUUAAAAA